AUGACCGUGCCGCGCCUGGCCGACUUGCGGAGUGAGGGGAGACACUCCUUGCUGAAGCAGGCAGCUGCCGCCCACUCUUCUCUGAGGAGAAAGCUGGCACGCCUCCACCUGACGAGGCAGUGUUUCCUGGAGGGACGCGGACAGGUCCCAAGAUGGCGCAGCCCCACUAUUCCCACCCACUGGUGGAAUUACAAGCACACUGGUACAUUUUCAUCAAUAGCUUGCCUUUGUCAGUUUUCGGUGGCGGGGCGUGUGGGAAGGCGUGGCGGCUGGAGGGCGUGUGAAGGGCACCCACUCCUGCUUAUAACCCGCCGCCUGCUACCACGCCUUCACACUCCUGUUCCUGAUCUUCCUGCAGAACGACGAGAUGCGUGGCGCCGUGCUGACCCUAGCCGUGGUGGCCUCCUGCUGGGCCAUGGCUGCAAGCACCCCAUUCCUUGGCCUCAAGUCCUUGAUCGGUAUCAAGGCGAUCGGCGGCCUCCUGGGGGGUUCGGCCACUACCACUACAAGAGUCUGGGAUUCUUACACCUAGUCGGCAAGCGGUCGGUGGACCAGCAGCAGCAGCAGGAGGCCCCUGAGAUACUGUCCAUGGUGGCCCAGCUGGACCCCCAGGGGUGCCUGCUCAAGCUGCUGUGCCACCUGGAGGCCAAGGAGGCCGAGGCACUCAGCCGCCACGAGGUCAUCCUGGCUGGACUGUUCCGCGACGCCAGCGACGCCGCCACGCCCUCCAGCGCCGCCUUCACCUACGCCGUCGGGAUCGGCAACAAGAGCCGCGACGCCGCCGUGUGCGACAAGGUGUUCAGCAAGUGUCCCCUCAAGUACUCGCAGCUGUCCGCCGUGCUGGAGGAGUCCUGGGCCUGCCCCAUCGGAGACGCCCUCCAGAACUAGGGCAGCCUGAAUGUCUGGAGCCUGCCUGGCUAGCUGGCUGGCUGGUUGGCUGGCUGGCUGACUGGCUGGCUGGUUGGCUGGCUGGCUGGCUGACUGACUGUCUGGUUGGGUGAUUGGAUGACUGUCUGGUUGGCUGCCUGCCUGGCUGGCUGGGUGGCUGACUGGCUACCUGGCCGAAAGGGAUGCUGGCUGACUGGCUCACUGGCUGGCUGUCUACCUGGCUGCCUGGCCGACUGGAGGGCUGAUGACUGACUGGCUGGCUGGCCGACUGGCUGCUUGUCUGACAGGCUGCCUGGCUGACUGACGGAUUGACUGUCUGGUGGCUCACUGGCUGGCUGGCUAACUAACCUUGGCUCAACUGAAUGAUUCACCACUUGUCAUUUACCUGCCCUGUUUACCUGCCACUAAACACACACACACACACACACACAUACACACACACCUCACCACCAUACAUGCUUCGUGUUCCUCCUGAAUAACAAUAAAACAAAAUAGAACAUC
Molecule: messenger RNA, 1389 nt
Organism: Scylla paramamosain (green mud crab)
Lineage: Eukaryota; Metazoa; Arthropoda; Malacostraca; Decapoda; Portunidae
Exons: 4
Coding region: 1-888 (295 amino acids)
Source: RefSeq, a predicted model, not a curated record